This is a messenger RNA of Thermothielavioides terrestris NRRL 8126, 766 nucleotides long. RefSeq lists its product as uncharacterized. Lineage: Eukaryota; Fungi; Ascomycota; Sordariomycetes; Sordariales; Chaetomiaceae. The coding region runs from base 98 to 712 and encodes 204 amino acids. The record is from RefSeq and is a predicted model, not a curated record. The transcript is spliced from 2 exons.
AGCGCAUCCCUCUGCAGAACAUAAGUGGAAGAUACAUUUCCUGUCUGGUGGUCACGCGCUCCUUUUCCCAACCACUGCGAGCCGUGCCAACCUCGCCAUGUCUGCACGGACCGAAUUCCACGGUGACCCGAUCGAGGAAAACACACUCUAUGUAGUCCUCUACGAGCGGAAGGCCGUCGGAGAAGCUUACCACUGGGCGCUUCUCCUCGCCGGUCCGGGAGAGUCUGGUCAGAUACACCAGGCAACUGACCGUAAUGGUCAGUGGGAGUACGAAAUCAAGGACCUUCCCCAGAUUCAGCCAACCGCGUCAAUGAUCUGCCUGGUCGGAAUCGGCAACAUUCAGCCUGACAAGCGGGCCAAAGCCGAGGAGGCUAUGAGAAGCGUCCAUGUGCCUCCCGAGGGCGGGACCUUGCGAACAGGAGAGCCGUUCAACUGCCGCACGUGGCUAAAGCUUGCCGUCGCUGCCCUCCAAAAGGCAGGCAUUCUCAACCUUCCGCUGCAUGUCGGUAAGUCGGGAACCCAAGCGAGUGGGAAAGGGCGUCCCUUUGCCUUGUCCGUUGGCUUUGCUUUCCUUCUUCUGGGACCAGAUUUAACCAGGUUGUGGCCUGCAGAAGACGUAGAGACAAGGCUCAGGAUCAGGGCGAGCAGAUUGCUUGCGGCCAAAGAGACAAACAGCAACGAGCUGCCCUCUGUGACAGCUCGCAUUCUGUGAGCAGCUCACCUCCUUCUGGGUUUUGGGGAUGAUGGCAGAGGAGAGAGAGAUGCC